UUCGUUUCGUUUCGUUUGGUUCCGUUUGUGCAGGACUCGCACAACUCUUGCAACUCUUGAAACUCAGUAAAGUUUUUUAUUUGGUCGCUUGGCGCACAUUUACAUAAGUGAACUUUGGCAUGCGCGAUGUUCGAGUAACGACGCUGACGACGACGACGUUUGCACUGAAUAAUUAAUGCAAUCAAGCAAUUUGAACCCGUUUCACCGAGUACCUUGCGCGUGUGUUUUAGAACGGUUUCAACGUGACCAUAAUGCGAGUCCCCUAAGCCGGAGACCCUUUUAAGCCCUCGUCCGCCCACGACCCAACCCCAGGAGAGAUAAUUACAACUGACCACUUACCAGAACAGACCAAGCCAGGAACAAGGAAACAAGGAACAGCUAUAUAUAUUUUUCGAGAGCCCUAUUCUACACUCAUAUAUAUAUAUACUAGAAGAUACUAUCUACAGAUACUACAGAGCUGAUCAUACUCUAUAUAUAUUGCUAGUGCUAGUGCUAGUGCUAACUGACCACGCAUAUUCCAAUCAUAAAUUAUCGUGAUAAAAAUUCUUAGGCGCUGAAAGCCAAUUUCAAUUUUCACCAAAAAACGAUAGAAGAAGCACUCGAAACAAGACCGAUAUAUACAUAUAUAUAGAGGGUGAACGAGAGAGAGAGUCCAAAACUGUCUGCAGGCCAACAAAUUACUAAUAAUAAUUUUCAGAUCUAAACGACAACAAAGCGAGACAAACAAACAUCUGCUGGCUACGCAAGAAACAUAUAGGCAAAUAAAUGCGGGUAUAUAGCCGAGAUGCGGAGAGCUAUAUGAGCAGACAGCUUGGCAAAUAUAUUUCGAUUAAAAUAUAAACCAAAUUGGACUGGACAGAGCUUUGACACGAAAACCAAAUAGCUUGCCAAGUGUCUCCACCAACAAAAAUCGCAUAUUCGACGGCAACAAUAGGCCAUAAGAUUCGCAAUCAGCGAAAAAGCGAUUUCCGUGGAAAAAGGAAGAGCAGCCAACAGGUUGUCGACAGAUUUCCCCAAAUUGAUGCGAUCCAAGAAAAGCGCAAAGAAAAACACUUGCAAAAAUUAGCAGCAGCAGCAGCAGCAGCGGCAGCAGCAGUAGCAGCAACCGCCACAUCAGCGGAGGCAGAGACCGUGCAUCUAUAAAUAGUGUUCGAACACUUUCUGCGCGUGACAGCUGUGACAGCGGUGGCAACUAUGACGUCAUUGGCUGGAUAAGCGCCUAGCCACUCGGGCAGCUACGUCACGGAUGCGGUAUAAACUGGUCUGGCUGAUCUGGGCGCAAUAAAAAACAUAUAGCGCAUACGCCGCGUUGACCCAAGGCAAUCAAGAGCACUACUGCUCAGUCUGUGUAUUUGUGAGAGUGUGUGUUUUGGGCAAACAAGAGCGAAAUGGAAGCGGAAUGAUAAUGUCAAUAGUAGCAACAUGCUAAGAGCCAGCAUCAGUAUCAGCAGCAGCAACAACAAUAUUAGCAACAAAAGCGGCAACAUUGGUCGGGCAGCCAUGAGAAUUGCGAGAAAGCACAGCAAGAAGAAAGAGAGGCGGAACCCAAACAAAAAUUGUCAAAAUAUUUCAAUGCUUACAGCUGCUCGAGUCUCAGUCUAAAUUCGUCGUCGAUCGGCAGCAACGAUUGUCGUUAGUUCCUGUUGUUGUUAUUAUUAUUAUUAUUAUGAUAAUCGUUAUUUGUUGUGUGCGUGCAACAUGAAGAAAAACAUAAAUAAAUAAAUAAUAAAAGUGCAAUCAGCAAGCAGCAACUUCAACUAAAAACUCAAAAGCGACUCUAACGAAACGAAACAAAGCCCUUGAAAGCCCCCCAAAAGCCAAUCUCAGAAAGUCUCUGAAAAUCCCCCCGAAACAAACAAUUGUGCGUGAAAGUCAACAGAGAAAGCAUUGUGGUAACAAAUAAAUAUUUGUACUUAAUUAAUAUAAAGUGAAAAACAGAAAUGUCAGCCCAGCGACUUCAAAAGAACUCACAGGCUCCAUAAUAUCCCCUGAACGCACCAGAUUUGCAAAAGCAUCGGCAACAUGCAGCGCACCAAAUGACAGCACGUCCCAGAGAAAUAAAUUCAACUUGAACUCAGUUUGUGAUAUAUCCGAGUAGCAGGAAUGCACUUUAGUUAGACAAGAACCCACAAAAGACAGACAGCUGACAGCACUGCUAACUGAACUAUAAAAAUAUAUAAAAUAACAUAAAAAUAGGAGGACAUUAACCGAAAAGACAUUAAGCCGAAAGCCUGACCCACCAGACCCACCGAUAUCGCGACUUAGUAGUGUUUGAAAGGUCACAAAAGUAUCAGGAAGAGAUCUACUUAGCCUAGUGCCACCAUGCCACAUGGGGUCUGUGAGGAAUGUACGUAAUAUAUCCUGCCGAUGAGCUCAUCUUGAUGACAUAUGGUUUCUUUGCACCCCGAGUGAAACCGCGUCCCACACUCGACUGCCUACGUGAGCCCCAGGUGCCCAUCGAGAUUCCGGAGAGGUCCCUCCCGAAGAACAAAAGCAUCAAAAGCAGCAAUCCAGCUACAAUACCCAAUAGUAAUCCCAGUUCCGCCGCCGCCGCCAUUGUCCAUUUCGAAGCUACUCCGCCCAUUGCCAUCCAGGAUAUACAAGGAUCUCCAGUCUCAGCAUCGCCGUCGCCACCUUUGCUGUAUCCCGGACUACCAUCGCCAACGUCCCCGGCCUCCUAUCCAGGAUCCCCGCCAGUGCACACCACUUUCUUCAACUUCGAGGAGCCGCCAACGCAGGUGAUUCAGAACCAGUCCCAGAGCCUUCCGCCUACUCCUACGCGCCGAACCUCCCGCGCCUCACUGACCCACAACAAUAGCCACAACUCCAGCCAGCGGAGCAGCCUGCGGAGGAACCACCACAUGUAUAAUGAUGGAAACAACGCCUCUGGAUCAGGACGAGCACCAUUCCAGCGCAGCAGCGCAGGGUUUGAAGAGCAGGAGCUGGGUGCAGCAGCUAUAGGCUAUGGCGACCACCGAUCCCGUAGCCCCAGCAUCUUCCUGGAGCCACCCACUCCGGAUCCCACCCAUGCCCACUUCGGACCAGGAUGGGGGCGGCCCAUGUCGCCAAUGGAUCUACCGCCGGAGAAGUCCUUUGGCAGUUCCUCCGGGAGUAAAUCCCCUACUGGCAAGUCACGGCUUCGCCCCAAGCUGCAUCUGCCGUUGGGGCGCCUGGGACGUUCUACCUCCUCGGAAACGAAGGAGAGCAAUCGCCUGCGCGAGGACGUCCAUGUGCACGUGGAGAAUCCGGUUUUCAGCAGCGAGAACCUGCGCCAGAACAACUUUGAUGCCUUUUUCGAGGCCCGCGAGCCGGUCAUUAAGGUUCAGCCUCGCACCCCCGGCAGUGCGCCCACAGAAAGGGGCUAUUCCCCUCCCCUGGAGAACUAUGCGGGUGUCUAUGAUUCGCCCAGGACACGGAGUCCGACGGGAAAGGGCGGCAGUGGCGCGGGAAGCGGAAGUCUUUUUGCCAGGACGCCGCGGGAGGAGCGGGAACGGAUGGCCGCCGCUAGAUCCCGGAGUGCGGAUCAUUGUGAUGGCGCCGGUGGUGGUGGAGGAGCGGUGGCCAGUGGGUCGACCUCAGCGGGCGGCGGUGGCGGAGGCAGUACCUCCGGAGCACACUCCAAAGAUUCUUCGGUAAAAUCUUCAAGUGGUCGAAGAAGUCGUAGGAGGAGAAUCUUCGGGUGGAGGGGACCACGGCGUGGUUCCCUUGGCCCCCCGGGCAGCAUGGCGUCCUACAACGGCGUGCUCAAGGAUUACAGUCACAGCAGCCUGAACGAGGCUUUCAAGUCCCAGAACAAUGUCAACUUUAAGUUAAUUAAAACAGUAUCCGAUUUCUCCGAAACACUUUCCCGUCUGUAUGAGGAACACGCAACUGCCCUACAAGUUUUAGUGUCCAAUUAUCGCAAAAAGAAUGCCGAAUUACGGAAAGAAAGACCCGCCUGCCACUUGGCCAUCUUUCAGGCAUGGGAAACAUUCCUGCAGGAGGUCGAAACCGAUUCACAGGCCUGCAACGAUGUGGCCAGCGUCCUAUCCCGCCAGGUGUCGCGACCAAUGCUGGAUAAAUCCUUUCAUCGCAAAGUUCAAAGCCGUAAAAUAUUUACACACAGGGAGUCUUUUGAGACUAUUAUCGCAAAGACUGAAGAGAAGCUGUCAAAGUGCCGACUGGACUACAAGCAGUGCCACAUGGCGCAUCGACAGAAUCCCAGCCAGCACUCGCUCACCGAAUACAUCGACGCGCACAAUGCCUAUGUGCAGCAGCUGUAUGCCACCAAUGGCAUGCUGGAGGCCUACCACAGUGACACCCUGCCCCAGCAGAUGCAGGAGCUGGAGGAGAUCCACAACGACCUCUGCGGCAUUGUGUCCGAUUCGCUGUUGCAGGGCGCCGAUGUAAUUGCCACCAAGGCCAAUGACCAAGCUAAGCGGUACAACAGCCUGACCAACCAGUGCAGUGCGGUGUCCCCACAACAGGACCUGCUCAACUUUGUCCGACUGCUGGCCCAGCCCUCGCAGGCUCAGAAGGUACCCCGGCGACCCUUUGCCCCGCCCCAGGGCGAGCCCGGUGACGAGGCCGGUGACCACAAUGAGAUGACUCCCGUCCUGCGGAACGAGCUGGUCUUCGACCGACACUCCACCUUGUCGCAGCGCUCUGCUCUGGAUUCACUUAAGCGAGAGGCCAUUGAAUUGGAAUUGCAAAUACGCCAACUGCAGGACUCCAUUGAUGCUUUAAAUCGCACCCAAACGCGCGGUAUCGAGGGUCAACUGUACAACAAGGUCAACGAGCUGCAGGAGGAUCUGUCAAUGAAGAAGUUCGAUUUGCGGGCCAAGCAAAUCCAUUUGGCGGCCAUAAGGGCUCAGAAGGAUCUGUUCGUGAGCAAAGUUGAGCCGACAUCGCCGCGCAACGAACGCAAAUUCUCCGCUGCCACAGCGCCAUCGAUGAAAACAAAGUGGCUGAAAGCAUUUAAAAGCCUAAAGCCUGCUGGUUCUGGUUCAGCACAACAAGCAGAUAGGCGCAAUGGAGCCUCCAGCACAGCCUCCGAGCCGCUGCGUCCCAACUUGGAUGGCAGCCACCACCUUCAGGAGUACACCUACAAGAAGAUAACGGCAUGCGACGUCUGCUCCCAGAUCCUGAGAGGCCACACCCGGCAGGGACUGCGGUGCCGCAUCUGCAAACUGAAUGCCCAUGGAGACUGCGCUCCGAACCUGCCGCGCUGCCAGCCGAAACAGAAGCUGCUCCGCCGCCAGAAGAGCACCUCGGAGCUGGAGAACCGCGUCGAUAUUGAGGAAGAAACAGGCGACAAAUCCGUCCAGGGCAAGGAAGGCAUCCCGAUUCCGGAUCGCGAAAUGGGCCGGGCCCCGCCCACGGAUAUACCGAUUGUCAGCGUAUCGGAGCUGGCCCUGCAGGAGCAGCAGCAGCAACAGCCCCAGCAGCAACAGAUGCAACAGCAGCAGCAGAUGCAACAGCAACAGCAACAUCCGCAACGGAGUCUGGCAUCGGUGGCGCAGGCGGCAGCAGUUAGGGCCGGACGGGGUGUACGUCCACCGCCCGUGGCCAUGCCCAUUCUGGGCGUUCAGCUGCAACAACAGGAGCUGCAACAGCAACGCGGAGGGCUGCCGGUGCCCACCCAAGAUAUAUCUAGUAGCUCAGCACCGCACUCACCGCGUCGCCAAAAGUUGAAUUUACGCAUGAAAUCCCUGAGCCUGGACUCCCCCGAAUCCUCGGAGCUUCACGGCCAGUUUAGGCGUCGAGCCCAACUUCCGGGCACGGGGGCCUCGACAUCGGCCGGCUCCGGCUACUAUCAUGGCGGCUCUGGAGGCCACCUGGAGCACAGCACUCCGCCGUCGAACAACAGCAGGCUGCACUCACCAUCGAGCCCCUCGCAUCCGGGCCGCAAGCUGCUCUACGCCACCCGGGGAAUGCGUGGCGGCAGCGUCGACCUACCGGACGAAAUGGAGAAGUCUCAGUCCUCGGCUAGCACUUCGCCGUGCCUUUCACCCAAAACCCAUCGCCUGCUGCCCACGAAUCUGUACGUUAUCAUCUACAACUUCAAGGCUAGGCAUGCCGAUGAACUGGACCUCAAGGCUGGCUAUAAGGUAACUGUCAUCGACAACUCAGAUCCUGACUGGUGGAAGGGCAAGGUCUUUGGACGCGUCGGCUACUUUCCUUCCAAGUACUGUGUGCGUCUGAAUGCCAACGAGAAGCCACUGCAGGUAACCCACAAUCUACAGGUCUCCGACAGUGAACGUGGCGAGAAUCUAACCCUUUUGAGAGAUCAGAUUGUCAUCCAGACCGGCGAUGAGGUAAACGGCAUGGUGAUGAUCCGCGCCGCGGAGCACGGAUCGGGCUACUGCCCGAUCAAGUAUUUGCAGGAGGUGUGACAGCCAGAAGAGGACGAGCCGCCCUCUGACGAGCGGGACAGACCCUACAAGUCGUCCAUGCAAUCGUCGCAGUCUCGGGCGACGGACAAAACCAAGCGUAGGAUUAGAAUCGUAGUCACCGACAACCAAAGUCAAGCAACUAGUAGCGCUGCACCCGCCCCAUCUGCACCACCUGUCUCCACAUCCACACAGCACCACCACCAGAUACCCAGGGAGUCGGACGUAGAAACGAAGCGCCUGAACAUCGACUAUGGCGACGAGGGCAGCGCCGAUUGGGACAAGGACCGGGAAGUACUAAUCCUUUCGGGACGACGGAACAAGAACGACAAGAACUGGGAGAACUGGGAACGUAUCCGCGAACAAAAGCUGGAGAAGAUGAAGGGCAUUUGCUUCGAAAGCUACCGUCAGUCCAAGCGGGACAAACUAAUGCAGGCCAAGCCUCGACCCAAGCAGCUGGACCCCACCUGGUACACCGACAACAUCUACUCAAAUCGGUCGGACGACAUGGACGAGGACUAUGUGCCCGACGUCCUCAAGUACGGACCCUUUCGUCCGCUUCGGGACAUCCACGAGCUGGACGAGAAGAGCGGUGGCGUUGCGGGAGAAGAGCGCCGCGGCGAGGGUGAGGGAUCCCCCGGAUACGGACUGCAUCGCUCCAAGAGCUGCAAGGAGUUCCAAUAUCCCAAAUCCCAGAGCUGGUGCUUCGAGGGCAAUGUCUUUGAGGCGGGCGGUGGAGUGGCAAGUGCGAGUGGCUCUGGGCCGGGUACGGGGACGGGUGGAAUGGCCGCUCAACCCACCACGUCCAUACUCAAGAACCGAGCCGGCGUGCCCAAGUCCUAUUCCUUCAGUGCCACCACCAAGACUAUGCCUUUCGAUAUCAUUGAUUACGAACUGCCGCCCUCCACGAAUACCCGGCGCGAGAAAAGGGAAGCCUACAGGCGCAACAUGAGCCUCUUGUGCAGCAGUAGUUUCGACGAGAGGACCCUGGCCCAUCGCUGCUGCGCCCGGGAUCAGUGCACUAGUGCCCGCUGUCUCCUGGACGAUAUCUAUCCAGGAUCGAGGCCAAGAACAAGGACGGGCAGCAACCGCAAUUUGAGUGCCGCGGAUUGGCUGUUCGAGGAGCGGAGCGCGGGACGCCAGAGGACACCUGCCCCACCCACUGUCAUCUGUUGCUGCUCGGCCGCUGACGACUGUUGCUGCCACCGCCCGCCAAGGCAGCUGCCGCAGCCAGCUCCAAGGGCCAGGAGCUCCAGAGCUCCGCCGCCGGGCCACUGUCCUGGACACCAUCCGGCCGCCGAAGAGGAGGAGCACAUGCACUGCCGCUACGACACUGACCUGGAGCACUUCAUACGAGCGGAACGAGAGCGGCUAAUGCUGCAGGACAAGUUCCUGGAUGAGGAUGAGCGUUACCUGGCCGCUGCAGCUGCGCCCCGGAGUCCGGGCAGAAGAUAUCCGUCAGCCAACUACCCUCGUCCUUCGCGCAGCAAGUCCUUGUUGGAGAUGCCACCACCCGCUGCCACAUGCAACAGCCUGUUCGACGAGGACACCUGCUCGGACACCACGGAAAUCGAUCUGGAGGACUUCAACAUCGACCUGGAGAAGUACUGGGAGCAACUGGACAAGCCGCCCAGUCCCAUCAACAUGGACAUGCGACGGAACAUGCACAGUAGCCUCAAAGUGAAGAACGUGAACGUCAGGUGCUAUAACAAUGGACAACCCAUUGACAUCCAUGAUCGCGAGCACGAGCGUCUAAUGAUCAAGAAAUCGCUGCUCGAGGGCAUGCCCUCCCCGCCCCAGCUGGACUCCAGCGAGUCCUCGACAACUGCCGGGGGAUAUCCUUUUUUUGAUAAUGCCGCUGGCGCAGCCGCCUCUGCCUUCCACCAUCCGCGUCCCAGCUACGGGUACGGCCACAAGGUCUACCCCACCAUGGACACACUGCCCUCGUACCAGUACAACAACUUCUAUCCGGAGCACAGCCACCCGACGGUGGGCAGUGUGCUGACCCAGCAGCCAACUGCCGGAAUACACCACCCCUCUGCCGGUGGCCAUUCGGCCCUGAGUCUCAUUAACAACAUCUUCUCCAUUUACAAGCCCAACAAGUACUCGCCGGAGAACUGCCAGAUGAACUACGAGAGCAAGCCGGAGCCGUGCAAGAAGAUGAACAUGCCGAGCACACGGCGCCCCCUAGGCUCAGCCACCCCGCAUCCGCUUCCGGUCCAGCAUCCGCACGAGUACAUGCACUCGUCGAUGAAACGGCCCCUGCUGGUGAGUGCGGAUCAACCGCACUUCAAGAUCAUUCCGGAGAAGACGGGCCUGAAGAUAUCGCCGCUGCUGAGCUACGAGGACUACGGAGGCGGUAGCGGCAGUGGGACCGGAAUGGGAGAGAAGGUUCCACAUCACAGACUGAGUAGCACGGCGAGGCCUCUGAUGCUUCCGCACUGAUGGUGCUGGACCUUUCCGUGGUAUGGCAAUGGCAAUGGCAACUAUUGUUAAUAUGUAUGUUUUGUGGGGAGGCAACUUAUCCAAGAGACUUGCGAAACGCACAAACUGGGUCCCGCCAAAAAACCCAAGACAACCAUCCGACAUUCCAGCUGGCGGGGGAUUCCGGCUCAUCCGUUGUGGCAGUGGUGGUGUCUAUCAAGCUUAACCACCCUCCAGCACCCCACUCCACUCCACCCACUCGUCUUCGUCGUCGUCGUCGUCGUCCAUCCGCACAAUUUGCUUUUUGGUUUUCAGCAGGGCAAGUGCAUGUAACAUCCACUCAUCGUUGUCGCCAAAGAAAAAAAAAUGAAACGAGGAAACCCAAAAACAAAAAAAAAACUGACACUCCAGCAACAGGAAAACCACUUAAACAACAACAACUACAGCCAUACCAUUGGAAAACAGCACAACAACAACAACAGAAGCAGUAGCAACAGCAACAGCAGAAGCAACAUCAGCAGCAUCAAAGAACAACUGCAACUGCAAGUUGCAAGCUGCAACUGCAACAUGACCAAAACAACUUAGUCGAGGAAAUGUCGAGGCUUGAAGAUGAAAGUUAGGAUUAGUAACGAAUUGAUCAGAGGUUCGAUUAGUGUAGAGACAGUCCCCACUCCCUAAGAACAACACACAAACACAUAUGUAUACAAUCAAUGUGCUUUUAAUUCGCUUCAAAUCGCUACAAAUGCCGCAGCAUUGCAGUUCAAUGAACAAUAUCCAACUAAAUAUAACAAACAGAUACACUAAUUUUCGAGCAACUUUUAAGCAAUCAACAGCGUAUUCAAUAGAACAAAUAAAAAAACUAAAAUCAAGAGAAAAGAACUAGUAUUAAGUCGAACGUGUGCAUAUGUAUUAAGCCGUUCAUAUCGCGUUUCAUAAUCCAGUAUGAACAUCUAUAUGUAUACCUUACUCUGUAGCAAGCUAAAUCGAUUUUAUUAGUACUGAGUCUAAAGGAUGGUCUAAAGGAUAAAGGAUCUAGGGGACAAGUGCUUUCGGCACUUGUCGGGUUAAACUAAAUGAGGAAUACCGUUUUUAUUGUCACCAAAUUUUUUCUAUUUUUUAUACCAAACAACUUUGAAGUCAACUAAACGGAGGGAGAGUUAAAUGGUAAUUGCAAGGAUCGUUAAAGAUAGAAGCUUUCCCCAUUAUUUGCGGCAACUAGAAGGCGUAUAUAUAUGCUCUAUAUAUACGGUAUGGAUAAGUAUGUGUUGAGAACUCGAUAGAAGCGCUUUUUGUAAACUAACUAGAUUUGUAUAGCAAUGUGAAACAUUGAAUAUGAUAAAUAUGAAUUGUACUUUUAUGAUGUAUGCGUAUCCACUGGCCUUAUUUAUUGAAAAGUACCCAAAAAAACAAUGAGCUGAACCCUCACAUGUACACACACCUACACCCCACAGUUACACAAAUACAAAGACACACAAGACCCCCAGAAAAAAACAAUUUGAGAAUUAAAAUUGAAUUUUCAUAAAAGAUUUAAGUAUAAGGCUUUGCGUCACUUUUGUUAAUUGUUUUUUGGCGUCCAAUUUUACAUGAUAACUAAAUGUAGGGCUCUAGACAAAGAAAUCGACUAAAAAUCGACAAAAUCGAAACUAUCGAGUAUAGAAAAAAAACUAUCAAGUAUUUUGUAGUGCGUAAGCUAACUAAAGAAUAAAAAAUUUAAACCAAAUACCAAAAUAUAUGAGAACUUUUUAGUGCAAGACUCCUUGUGCGUGAAGAUUUUGAAUUUGAAUGACUUUUGAAUACAAGACACAACAAUGAACAAGACAUUUUAUCAGAAAACGUUUUUUAUCUAUUUAACAUUUUCUUGAACCACAUACAACAACAAGAACAAAACAACAAGAAAAAACAACUAUUUUCUAAGUGUACCCUAUGGCCUAUUAGUUAGUAAUUAAGAGAGUGUUUUUCCAAAGCCCCGCUUAGACCACAGAAGAACGAUAGAAGGACGACAAGGACUUCUGAGAGAAGGUAUCAAGGGGGAACUCUGCACAAAUCCCAAAUCUAGAAAAAGAAUAUCCACAUACUGCACCCAAUUAAUUGUACGAUGUAUCUAUCGAGUAACGAGUAUUUACGAUCACAUCUAGAGAGUAAGGAACCGAAUUGUAUUGUAAAAUGAAUGGAAUCGACAAACACGAAAACGCCCAAAUCUUAUGAGUAUGUAAGCGAACAAAAAAUGCCGAAAACUUAAAUUCAAACAGGAUAAUCGCUGGCUGGCAAGCUGCGUGCAUCAAAUCUGCUGAAAUUGGCAAUUAAGUAUAUAGAUAUAUAUAAUGCAUAUGCAUGUAUGUACAAUGUAGUAGAAUUUUUGCGACUAAACCAUAAACCCGAAAGGAGAAAAUUGCAAUCGUAGUGCAGCGCAGCAGUUGUGCAAGUCCAUGGUUGAACUUUGCGAAACUGCUUCUGGUUUUUUUUAGUGUGUACUUUCGUUUUACAUAUUGUACGAUUAAGGAAUUCAAAGCAUUACGAAUGCAGUGGGCCAUAAGCUAUGUCUAAGUCUAAGCCAGAGUUAUUGCGCACCGACUUGGACGGCGAUACCUGGCGCACCUGGUUGCAACUAUGUAGAGAGCAGCAGCCUGGGGAGAACAAACAUGCAACAUACAUACUACAUUUAUGUACAUGUAAACAGUAACUAGUGAAAAACAAAAAAACAAAAAAAACAGAGAACAAUAUAAUAUCAGUGCAACGUAAUAUAUCAACAAAUACCAGAGCUGCAAACAGCAAGAAACAGAACUCAUUAGCACACCUGCAAUUUGAAUGUGAAAAAAAUACCAAAACACACACAUCCUUUCCAGUUCCAUUACCGAUUUCCCGCUUCUACGCAGCGACCCUGUUAUUUUACCUGAAUUGCAAAUAAAAAAGAUGUUGAAUUCGAUGUGAAAAAAAUAAUAAAAA
This is a messenger RNA of Drosophila ananassae, 11738 nucleotides long. RefSeq lists its product as uncharacterized. Gene Ontology annotation, biological process: positive regulation of voltage-gated calcium channel activity; skeletal muscle contraction; positive regulation of protein localization to plasma membrane. Gene Ontology annotation, cellular component: extrinsic component of cytoplasmic side of plasma membrane. The record is from RefSeq and is a predicted model, not a curated record. Gene Ontology annotation, molecular function: protein binding. The transcript is spliced from 21 exons. NCBI's taxonomy places the organism in Eukaryota, Metazoa, Arthropoda, Insecta, Diptera, Drosophilidae.